This is a messenger RNA of Colossoma macropomum (tambaqui), 4418 nucleotides long. Its product is annotated as NACHT, LRR and PYD domains-containing protein 12-like. Gene Ontology annotation, molecular function: protein binding. NCBI's taxonomy places the organism in Eukaryota, Metazoa, Chordata, Actinopteri, Characiformes, Serrasalmidae. The record is from RefSeq and is a predicted model, not a curated record. The coding region runs from base 372 to 4199 and encodes 1275 amino acids. The transcript is spliced from 10 exons.
UGCGCGCGCUCAGUCGAGGAGGAGCUGAAUGGGAUCAAAGCGGUUUAAAGUGAAAGUGAAAGUGGAGCAGCGUCUGUUCAGAGAAGAGAAGAUCAUAAACAGAGAAAAGCUCAGAGUCUGAUUCAGAGAGAUCAGACUCACCUGAUCUCAGCUAUGAGUCCAUGAAGAGUCAGUGAUUCACCAUGAAGAUCCAGAGAGGAGGACAGUUCUACUGAGGUAGAGAGAGUUUACAGUAUUAAUGGUGCAGUGAAGUGUUCCUCACUUCCAGCCUCACCUGAUUAACCUCAGCAGGUAGAGCAGAGUAACCUGUGCAGAACUGUGGUUCUACAGAACAUGGAGAGAGGAGUGUGUCUGUGAAGAGUGACUGGUCCAUGGGGGAACCUCUUAAUUUCAGCAGAGGAGGAGGAGAUCCCAGCUGUGUGUCUAUGAAGAGUGACUGGUCCAUGGGGGAACCUCUGAAUUUCAGCAGAGGAGGAGGAGAACCCAGCUGUGUGUCUAGAAAGAGUGACUGGUCCAUGGGGGAACCUCUUAAUUUCAGCAGAGGAGGAGGAGAUCCCAGCUGUGUGUCUAUGAAGAGUGACUGGUCCAUGGGGGAACCUCUGAAUUUCAGCAGAGGAGGAGAACCCAGCUGUGUGUCUAUGAAGAGUGACUGGUCCAUGGGGGAACCUCUGAAUUUCAGCAGAGGAGGAGGAGAAACCAGCUGUGUGUCUGUGAAGAGUGACCGGUCCAUGAUGUUACCAGCACAGUCCAGUGGAGGGAGAGGAACCUCUGACUCAGGGCAGCACUCCACACAAACAGCACUGCAGAUAAACACUCUGGAAGAUGUUCACCAACCAGUGGAUGACGUCCUUCACAGAGUCUUAGAGAGACACAAAACCAGCAUGAAGAAGAAGUACGAGAGCAUAUUUGAGGGAAUCAGAACAGAAGAGAAUAAAACCCUCCUGAACAGGAUUUACACACAGCUCUACAUCAUAGAGGGAGAGAGUGAAGGAGUGAAUGAAGAACAUGAGGUUCUACAGAUGGAGAAAACUUUCAGGAGACGCUUAAAAGACUCUCCAAUCAACUGCUUAGACAUCUUUAAACCUCUAGAAGGUCCUGAAGGAGAAACACUAGAAGAGAACAUUAGAGCUGUGAAGGCUGACAGUCUCAGACACAAAGAAAGAGAAGAAGAUAACAGACCAAAAGAGCCAGAGCUCAGAAGUGUUCUGACUAAAGGCAUCGCUGGAAUUGGAAAAACUGUCUCUGUGCAGAAGUUCAUUCUGGACUGGGCUGAAGGAAAAGCCAAUCAGGAUGUAGAGCUCAUGUUUGUGCUUCCGUUCCGGGAGCUGAACCUGAUUAAAGAUGAUCAAUACAGUCUUCAUGGACUUCUGUGUGACUUCCAUCCUGAGCUCAAAGAUCUGGACCCAGAGAUUUAUGAUCAGCUCAAAGCUGUGUUUAUAUUUGAUGGUCUGGAUGAAAGUAGAAUUCCACUGAACUUUGAACAGUGUGAGAAAGUAUCUGACAUCACUAUGACAUCAUCAGUGGGUGUGUUGAUGACAAACCUCAUCAAAGGAGAGCAGCUUCCCUCUGCUCUGAUCUGGAUAACCUCCCGACCAGCAGCAGCCAAUCAGAUCCCUCCUAAAUACAUCAAGCGUGUGACAGAAAUUCAGGGAUUCAGUGACCCACAGAAGGAGGAGUACUUCAGGAGGAGGAUCAGUGAUGAAGACCAAGCCAAGAGAAUCAUCUCCCACAUUAAGACAGUGAGGAGCCUUCACAUCAUGUGCCACAUUCCAGUCUUCUGCUGGAUCUCAGCCACUGUUCUUCAGCAAAUCAUGAAACAGCAUCAUACAGAAAUCCCUAAAACUCUGACUGAAAUGUACUCACACUUCCUGCUCACUCAGACAAACAUGAAGAAUGAGAAGUAUGAGGAGAAAAAGAGGAGAAACCCAAAGAACGUGCUGGAGUCCAACAGAACCAUUCUUCUGAAACUGGCUGAACUGGCUUUCAAACAGCUGGUGAAGGGCAAUGUGAUGUUCUAUGAAGAGGACCUGAGAGAGAGCAGCAUUAAUGUCACUGAGGCCUCAGUGUAUUCUGGGAUUUUUACUGAGAUCUUUAGGGAGGAAUGUGUGCUUUACCAGAGGAAGGUCUACUGCUUUGUUCAUCUGACCUUUCAGGAGUUCCUGGCUGCUGUUUAUGUGUUUCACUGCUAUGAGAGCAAAAACAUGGAGGAACUGCAGAGAUUUAACCCACAGAACAGUAUGAGGACUAAGAAAGUUCUUCUGGAUGAGGUGCUGAUGGGAGCAGUGGAUGAAGCUGUAGAGAGUCAGAAUGGACACCUGGAUCUUUUCCUCCGUUUCCUGCUGGGGAUCUCACUGGAGUCCAAUCAGAGACUCUUACAGGGUCUACUGACCCCAACACAGAGCAGCUCAGAGAGAACCAGAGAGCACAUCAAGAGGUUAAUCAAAGGAGAAGAUAAAUAUCAUAUCUCCACUGAGAGCUCCAUUAUCUCCACUGAGAGAUCCAUCAAUCUAUUCCUCUGUCUGUCUGAAAUGAAUGACGAGUCUCUCUCCAGAGAGAUUCAGGAGUAUCUGAAAUCAGGGAGACACUCAGAAGUGAAACUCUCUCCUGGACAGUGUUCAGCACUAGCCUGCAUGCUUCUGACCUCAGAGGAGGUUCUGGAUGAGCUGGACCUGAAGAAAUACAACACAUCAGAGGAGGGUUAUAGGAGACUGAUCCCAGCUCUGACUGUCUGCAGAAAAGCUCGACUAGCUGGGUGUAGUCUCACCACAAAUUCCUGUGAGAAUCUAUCAUCAGCUCUACAAUCCAUAAACUCAUCUCUGAAAGAGCUAGAUCUGAGUAAGAAUCACCUUCAUGAUUCAGGAGUGGAGCUGCUCUCUGCUGGACUGAAGAACUUGCACUGUAAACUGGAGACUCUCAGACUAGCCAGGUGUGGUCUCACCACAAGUUCCUGUGAGAAUCUAUCAUCAGCUCUACAAUCCGUAAACUCAUCUCUGAAAGAACUAGACCUAAGUAACAAUGACCUUCAGGAUUCAGGUGUUGAGCUGCUCUCUGCUGGACUGAAGAACUCACACUGUAAACUGGAGAUACUCAGACUAGCCAGGUGUGGUCUCACCACAAGUUCCUCUGAGAAUCUUUCAUCAGCUCUAAAGUCUGUAAACUCAUCUCUGACAGAGCUAGAUGUGAGUAACAAUGACCUUCAGGAUUCAGAAAUGAAGCUGCUCUCUGCUGGACUGAAGAACUCGCACUGUAAACUGAAAACACUCAGACUACACAUCUGUAGUCUUGGUGCAAAAGCUUGUGAAAAUCUGGGAUCAGCUCUACAAUCACCAAACUCCUCCCUGAAAGAGCUGGACCUCAGUAACAAUGAUUUGCAGGAUUCAGGAGUGGAGCUGCUCUCUGCUGGACUGAAGAGUUCAUUUUGUAAACUGGAGACACUCAGAUUGUCUGGCUGUAUGGUUACAGUUGAAGGUUGUUCUUCUCUGGCUUCAGCUUUGAAAUCAAACCCCUCCCACCUGAGAGAACUGGAUCUGACUUAUAAUCACCCAGGAGAGUCUGGAUUGAAGCUGCUGUCUGAUCUACUGGAGGAUCCACACUGUAAACUGGAGAAACUAGAGGUGGAUCAUGGAGGGAAGAUCAGGAUCAAACCAGGACUGAAGAAAUAUGCUGUUAAUCUCACUCUGGAUCCAAACACAGUGAACAGACGUCUCUCUCUGUCUGAGAGGAACAGAAAGGUGGAGAUUGUGGGAGGAGUUCAGUUGUAUCCAGAUCAUCCAGAAAGAUUUGAUUACUGUCCUCAGGUUCUGAGUGUGGAGAGUCUGACUGGACGCUGUUACUGGGAGGUUCAGUGGAGCGGAUGGGUUUAUAUAUCAGUAUCAUACAGAGGAAUCAGGAGGAAAGGAGGCAGUUAUGACUGUGUUUUUGGAUUCAAUAAUCACUCCUGGACUCUGAACUGCACUAAUAACAGUUACUCUGUCAUACACAAUAAUCAAGUAACUGACCUACCUGCCCCCCCCUCCCCCUCUAACAGAGUAGGAGUGUAUCUGGACUGGGGGUCCGGCACUCUGUCCUUCUAUACCAUCUCCCCUAACACACACACACUGACCCACCUUCACACAUUGACCACCACAUUCACUGAACCGCUCUACGCUGGAUUCUGGAUUAUUUAUGACUCCUUGGUGAGUCUGUGUGAGAUAGAAUAACCAGAGAGAGAGAGAGAGAGAGAGAGAGAGAGAGAGAGAGGUUGGGGGGUCAUUGAAAAUGUAUUUGUUGUUCAUCAGUUUGAUAUCAGACUGUAAAUAUGAAAGAAAUCAAAACUUUCUGUGUUUAAAUUCAUCAGAAUAAAUAAAGAGAAUAAAAAUAAAGUUUUCUCGAAAAUGUGAUUCAACACACAAACACACACAUUUAUCACACACACUAUA